CCAAAAAAUGAGCGACUCCCUUGAACUCGUCACCUCCUCCUCCUCCGCGCACCCCUCCAACCUCCUCCCAGAGCUUUGCCGCCUGUUCUACACAUUAGGAUGGGUAACCGGUACCGGCGGAGGAAUCUCCAUGCGUCUCGAUGAUCUGGUCUACAUCGCCCCAUCCGGCGUACAGAAGGAGCGUUUGAAGCCCGAAGAUCUGUUCGUGAUGGCGUUUAGCACGAAGGAGUAUAUCCGUCGGCCGCUAUCACUCAAACCCUCUGCUUGCACACCUUUGUUCAUGGCUUCCUACACUAUGCGCGGCGCAAUGGCCUGCAUCCACACCCAUUCCCAAAACGCAGUAUUGGCAACCCUCCUCUACCCCGGUCCCACCUUCACCAUCUCCAACCAAGAAAUGAUCAAAGGCAUCCCCCGCGGCCGUCCCUCCGCCGGCUACCUCGGCUUCUACUCCACCCUCACCGUCCCCAUCAUCGAAAACACCGCCCACGAAGAAGAUCUCCGCGAAAGUCUCGAGAAGGCAAUCGAAGCAUACCCGGAGACAUGUGCGGUGCUAGUGAGGAGACAUGGUGUUUAUGUGUGGGGGGAUACGUGGGAGAAGGCGAAGACACAGGCGGAGUGCUAUGAUUAUUUGUUUGGGAUGGCGGUUGAGAUGAGGAGGUUGGGGAUGGAUCCUUGUGAGAGGAUUGAACUUAACCCGGCUGACGCUGCGAAGCCGAAUUGCUCUCACUAAACAUACACAACAGACAUUCGGUAGAGAUUAGGUCUCGAUUAUAUUGGAUCUAGUUAAUACUCCCCGUACUAGGAAUAACCAUACUAAAAUUCUGAUAAAACGAACUCAUGGGAUUAUCCC
Saitoella complicata NRRL Y-17804 is the source of this 850-nucleotide messenger RNA. RefSeq names its product putative methylthioribulose-1-phosphate dehydratase. The transcript is spliced from 3 exons. NCBI's taxonomy places the organism in Eukaryota, Fungi, Ascomycota, Saitoellomycetes, Saitoellales, Saitoellaceae. The record is from RefSeq and is a predicted model, not a curated record. Gene Ontology annotation, molecular function: methylthioribulose 1-phosphate dehydratase activity; metal ion binding. The coding region runs from base 8 to 730 and encodes 240 amino acids. Gene Ontology annotation, cellular component: cytoplasm.